GCCAAUCUGCUCUAAACGUCAACAACACCGACAUCGACUUAUUCUCCGAGCCACUUAUCCGGCCAACAUACGAACUGACUUAAUAAUAUCCUAAUCCUAUCCUAUCGAGCGACGAAUUAAUUUGCGACGAAUCAUCAACCAGGCGAUCACCUUCCGAAUAUUUAUGGCGAUUGAACGGAACUAUUAAUCAGUCGAUCCCCCGCAUAUACAUACACGAGUCACCGACGUCAGACACCAAGCGACGAGAAUAACUCAGCCAUCAUGUCGUGGGCCGGCUUCAAGAAGAAUGUCAACCGGGCAACGACCCAGGUGAUGAUGAAGACGGGUCAUGUCGAGAAGACCAACGAUCGCGACUAUGAGGUUGAGGAGAGACGAUUCAAGACUAUGGAGGCGGCAUCCCUACGACUACAAAAAGAGGCCAAGGGUUAUCUUGAUUCACUACGAGCAAUGACGGCCUCACAGAUGCGCAUCGCCGAAACUAUUGACGCUUUCUACGGUGAAGCUGGUGCUAAAGAUGGAGUCAGCCGGAGUUACAAGCAAGCAGUGGAAGACUUGGACGCCGAAACGAUCAAGGCCUUGGACGGACCAUAUAGGACAACAGUCCUAGAUCCCAUUACCAGAUUCUGUGCUUAUUUCCCCGACGUUAACGAAUGCAUCAAGAAGCGCGGCCACAAACUCCUCGACUACGACGCCCUCCGCGCCAAAGUCAAGAAACUGGUCGAGAAGCCCGACAAGGAUGUGACGAAGCUCCCACGCGCCGAGAAGGAAAUGGAGAUGGCCAAAGCAGCCUACGAGCAGCUCAACGAGCAGUUGUGCACCGAGCUACCGCAGCUUAUCGACCUCCGCGUCCCUUACCUCGACCCAUCGUUCGAGGCUCUCGUCAAGAUUCAGCUCCGAUUCUGCGCCGAAGCCUACAGUCGCAUGGCUCAAGUACAGCAAUACCUCGAUCCAGACACGCGGGAGCAGUACGCCCAGGGUCAGCUAGAUACCAGGGUCGAGCAAGUGUUGCAGGAGAUCAGGGAACUGAGUAUCAGCGGAACUGUUUAAAUAACAGGGCGCAGUGAAGACGCGAAAAUGGACGGCACGACAUAAUGAUAUGUGUCGCGCGGAUUGGUUCUCAAGUGUAAUAGGUUGGAAUUGGGGAAUUAGGGAGAAUUGAGGAACAGAGGGAAGAACAUCACCAUCAACCACUUAUGACGACAUAUACCUCGUUACUCCUUUCUUUUUCUAUCUUUUUUCCUUCGUUACUGCUUAAUACGGCGUACAAGGUAUGAGGGAUAUGGGUUUAGACCUUGUUCACUUCGAAUGAGAAAAGACAGAAAGGUUACAGGCACCACACAUACUUUAAGGAACAUUACGUUGCUUCAA
This is a messenger RNA of Neurospora tetrasperma FGSC 2508, 1368 nucleotides long. RefSeq lists its product as uncharacterized. NCBI's taxonomy places the organism in Eukaryota, Fungi, Ascomycota, Sordariomycetes, Sordariales, Sordariaceae. Gene Ontology annotation, biological process: endocytosis; plasma membrane tubulation; actin cortical patch localization. The transcript is spliced from 5 exons. Gene Ontology annotation, molecular function: lipid binding; protein binding. The record is from RefSeq and is a predicted model, not a curated record. The coding region runs from base 262 to 1047 and encodes 261 amino acids. Gene Ontology annotation, cellular component: actin cortical patch; Rvs161p-Rvs167p complex; mating projection tip.